AUGGCUCUGAAUCGGAAUCACUCGCAAAACGGCGGCGUUUUGGUAACCAACGGAGAGAGUGUUUUAAGGGAAUGUAAGAAUGUGGAGCUGUCAUUCAGCGAUGCCACCGGCAAAUCAGACCUGCUUAGAGGGACCAAGAAGGGCAGCAUUUACCUCACACCAUACAGGAUGCUGUUUGUGUCCAGUAACACCAAGGAUUGCUUGGGUUCAGCCAUGUUCCCCUAUUAUCUGAUGAAGGGCUGCAGCAUUGAGCAGCCAGUCUUUGCAGCCAACUACAUUAAAGGGACAGUGUCAGCAGAGCCUGGUGGUGGCUGGGAGGGCCAGGCCCAUUUCAAGAUGUCAUUCACCAGUGGAGGAGCCAUAGAGGUGGGACAGCAUCUCUUCAAACUGGCCACAAAUGCUUCUCGUGCUGCUCCCGCACAAAACGGUGCUGCCUCUUUCGGCUACCCUUCACCUGGGAUGAUGAACGGCUACGGCCCGGCUCCACCUGCUCCUCACGGCUAUCCUUACGCACCCCCUCCCCAGCAGAACGGAUUCUACCAGGGCCCUCCCCCUGCUGCUGGCAACAUGGGCUACCCCCAUCCAACAGCUGCUGCAGGAAUGUACCCAUCUGGUUUUGACUACAUGGCCCCACCUCCCCCCUACCCUGGGCCACCCCAAAAUUGGACUGCACCCCCUCAGAAUUGGGCAGCAGCACCACCACCACCUCCAGGUAACUCCAAGGCGGCUGAAGCAGCUGGCAGCGCGUAUUACAAUCCCAGCAAUCCACACAAUGUCUACAUGCCCAUGGAGCGGCCUCCACCAUAUGCACCUUAUCCAAACUCUCCUGAGAAGAAAAGUAACUGAAGCUCAGGCACCAUCACUUCGAUGACACUCCUCUCUCCUUCCUCUGUAUCUUAAAAUAAAUUCUAAAGCAAGGAGUCAUGUUGAUGGAUACCUACUCGAUUUGUAGAAUACAGAAAAGAAAAUGCAAGUAAUAAGAGGGUUCAAAGAUGUCAGUGAUAAUUCACCAACAAAUUAAUUGGUGAUAUUUUGGAUACCUUUCAAAGCAAUCACGUCUUUUAAAUACUGUUUUCCGUUUUCAUUUAAAAUCAUUGACGGCUUGUAACUCUAGCUAGACUCAUUAUUAACAUUCUCAGUGAUGGGAUUUAUUUCUGUCGAAUUAUCUAGCACGUAGGUGAGGACACCUAAACUGUCCUGAGCUGAAAGGAGGAGGCAGUAUGGGGGAAUGUAUUUUUUAAGAUGGAUUUAUUACCAAAACAUUUUGUAGCAAUUUCUUGAUUGCAGUUCCUGUAGUUAUUAACAAUAGAAAGUCUUUUUGCAGCAUCAUUAAAGGUACCGCAUGUGUUUCCUAUACAGUUUUGCAUUGAGUAGUAGUCCAUAUACAAACCUGAAGUGUUUAGUGAUACAGUAUCUGACUGAUUCUCAUACUCUGAGUAGUGAGUUAAAGUUUCCCUAACACAUGACCAACGUGAUCUACAUCAGUUACAUUACAGUCCCAAGUAAUUCCAUUCAUUGUAUGACCCAAAUCUCACAGUCUCCAUCAUAAUUUAAUAUAUGUAUUAGAGGUUUUUGUUAUGAAAAGGAGCAGUGCAUUGUUUGAAAAAAAAAAAAGGGGUAUCAGAUAGAUUUCUAACAUAACAAGACUACAGUAUGGAUGUGCAAUAAUUCAACCUCUCAUAACAAGGUUAAAGGUGAUGAGCUGGGGUGACCUGAAUGAGCCCCGAGCUCUGGUCCUAGCUUCUAUUGUAUUCAUGUAUGCAAAGCCAAGCUGAAACCAGAACUCUACUUUGUGUAAUCACGCCAGUGUGGGGUUACAAGGCCACAGUGUUACAUUAAGGGCCGUCAGUGUUGAAACUUCUGAAUGCAAACCAUUUAUUCCUGAUUUAAAGUGGGGUGAGGCGCCAACAGGCCGUGUAAUCACACCCCUCUCAUUGUGCAUCAGUUAACACCAGUUUGAAGGACUAUGUGCACACUUGAAGUGAAUAGAGGAUUUUUUGGGGUUUGGGUUUUAGUUUGCUUGAAUUAAUCAAAUGUCUGUAUAUUAAUAUCUCUUUUGCAGUUCUUAUUCCUUUUUGCUGAAUUUUGUCUGUCAAUUAAAAUCUAAUAAAUAAGUCAUUUAUUGAA
Molecule: messenger RNA, 2127 nt
Organism: Sebastes umbrosus (honeycomb rockfish)
Lineage: Eukaryota; Metazoa; Chordata; Actinopteri; Perciformes; Sebastidae
Gene: wbp2nl
Product: WBP2 N-terminal like
Exons: 8
Coding region: 1-846 (281 amino acids)
Biological process (GO): positive regulation of DNA-templated transcription
Cellular component (GO): nucleus
Molecular function (GO): chromatin DNA binding; transcription coactivator activity
Source: RefSeq, a predicted model, not a curated record